CUAUUUUUCGACGCGGACAACUAGUUUUUUUUUUUUUCAUUUAUUGAAUAUAAAUUUCCACUUGAUUAUUUUUAUUUAUUUUUAAACGGAUUUCAAUUAAAAUUUUUAAAAAAAAGUUAAGAAAAAUAUAAGUUUUUUAUUUAAAAAAAAAAAAAAAAAAAAAAACAAUGACACGCGAUUAAUUUUUUUCAAAUCUUAUCAUAUAUAAAAUUCUGAAAAUACAUAAUUUUAUUUUAUCGCAAUAAGUGUUGUGUAAAAUUACAAUUCUGACUGACCUUUCCAAAAUGGGACAAAAUAAGAUGUUUCAAGAGCAAAUACAAGCUCCAAAACUAAUGGAAGGUGGUAACUAUAUAAAAGAAGGAAGAGAUUCAGCAAAAAGUACGUGCCUCAUUUUUUCGCCAAAAGAAGAAGACGAGGUGGGAGCUUUAGGAAGAUAUCUUCAGCUUUUCACUAAAUAUGAAGUAAACUUACUUCAUAUUGAAUCGAGAAGUUCACUUCGUCAGCUCGAUGGCUAUGAAUUUAUGGUUGAAUGUGCUCCAGGUGGUGAUUUUGGAGGUGUUGUUGAAGAAUUACAAAAACAAUGUGACUAUUUUUCAAUUAUUUCAAGGAAUCAUAGGGAUAAUAUGGGAACAGUGCCUUGGUUUCCCAGGAGAUUUAGAGACCUCGAUAAGUUUGCUAAUCAGAUUUUAACUUAUGGCUCUGAACUUGAUAGUGAUCAUCCAGGAUUUACGGAUCCUGUUUACAGAAAGAGGAGAAAAUACUUUGCUGAUAUUGCUUAUCAUUAUAGAACGGGUCAACAAAUUCCGAGGGUUGAAUAUACGCCUGAGGAAAUUGCAACAUGGGGCACUGUAUUCAGGAAAUUGACAGAGCUUUACCCUAAGUAUGCCUGUCGAGAGCACAAUCAUGUUUUCCCUCUUCUUAUCGAAAAUUGCGGCUACAGAGAGGAUAAUAUCCCACAGUUAGAGGACAUUUCUAACUUCCUAAAAGAUUGCACGGGAUUUACGUUAAGACCAGUUGCCGGUUUGUUGGCUUCUCGUGAUUUCUUAGCGGGAUUAGCAUUUAGGGUGUUCCACAGUACACAAUAUAUAAGACAUGGUAGUAAACCACUCUACACACCGGAACCAGAUAUUUGUCAUGAAGUUUUGGGUCACGUGCCACUAUUUGCCGAUCCGGCUUUUGCCCAAUUCGCUCAAGUUAUAGGGUUGGCUUCACUUGGUGCUCCGGAUGAAUAUAUUGAGAAAUUGGCAACUUGUUUUUGGUUCACUGUUGAAUUUGGUAUUUGUCGACAAAAUGGAGAAUUGAAAGCCUAUGGUGCUGGUUUAUUAUCGUCUUUUGGCGAAUUGGAAUAUUCAUUGAGUGGAAAACCUGAAUUGAGACCAUUUGAACCGGUAAAAACAGCAAUACAAUCAUAUCCAAUCACUGAAUAUCAGCCAAUUUAUUUUGUAGCUGAAGAUUUUGAGGACGCAAAGGAAAAAAUGAUAAAAUUCUCACAAUCUAUACCACGAAAGUUUGGUGUUCGAUAUGAUCCCUAUACUCAGAGCAUUAGCAUAAUUGAUAGCAAACAUCAAGUGGAAGAUUUGGUCCACAAUGUUGAUCAGGAAGUGCAAAUUUUGUUGGAUGCGCUUAGAAAAUUGAAGAAUUGAUUCAAUGAAAUUUUUCACUUCUAAUUAUUAUAUAUAUAUAUUAAAAAAAAAAAAACUAUUAAACAUACUCAAAAUAUUUUUAUUUAGAUUACUUUAAGUCUGUUAUAAAAUUUGUUACUGUUUUUUUUUCCAAUAAAACAAUGUUUAAAUAAAAAAAAAAAAAACUAUUA
Molecule: messenger RNA, 1813 nt
Organism: Leptopilina boulardi
Lineage: Eukaryota; Metazoa; Arthropoda; Insecta; Hymenoptera; Figitidae
Gene: Hn
Product: protein henna
Exons: 8
Coding region: 285-1643 (452 amino acids)
Biological process (GO): L-phenylalanine catabolic process; L-tyrosine biosynthetic process
Molecular function (GO): phenylalanine 4-monooxygenase activity; iron ion binding
Source: RefSeq, a predicted model, not a curated record